Molecule: messenger RNA, 4261 nt
Organism: Brassica napus (rape)
Lineage: Eukaryota; Viridiplantae; Streptophyta; Magnoliopsida; Brassicales; Brassicaceae
Product: RNA-binding KH domain-containing protein PEPPER
Exons: 6
Biological process (GO): regulation of gene expression
Cellular component (GO): nucleus; cytoplasm
Molecular function (GO): mRNA binding
Source: RefSeq, a predicted model, not a curated record
AUGUCCGCCGUCGCAGAUUCCGUUAAGAACGGACCAUUAAAGUUACCCGAGAAUGAAAAUCUCACACCUUCGGGAGUCAGAGCCACCGCAUUCCCUAACGAAAACUCUGGCGCUGCGGAGAGAUGGCCAGGUUUUCCUGGUGACUGCGUGUUUCGUCUGAUCAUUCCGGCGCAUAAGGUCGGAGCUAUUACAGGACGUCAAGGAGAAUUCAUUAGAAAGUUGUGGCAGGAGACUCGUGCUCGCAUCCAAGUCCUCGAUGGUCCCGUUACGACUCAUAAUCGCCUCGUGAUAAUAUCUGGAAAGGAAAAACCAGAAGCCAACAUGUCCCCUGCAAUGGAGGCAGUCGUCAGGGUGUUCAGGCGAAUUGCAAGGUUGCCUGAUAACGAUGAUGAUGAUCAAAACGCUGUAAGUGCGUACUCUUCAGUGCGCUUGUUAGUCCCGGGGACGCAGGCGCUCUCUUUGAUUGGAAAGCAAGGUUCUAUAAUCAAAUCAAUAGUACAGAACUCUGGUGCAUCAGUUCGCAUUUUAUCACAAGAUGCAACGCCGUGGUAUGCUGCAGAAGAUGAAAGGAUAGUUGCUUUCCAUGGGGAAGCUUUGAAGAUUGUAAAAGCGUUAGAAGCGGUUGUUGGACACCUGAGGAAAUAUUUAGUUGACCAUUUUGUGAUUCCUUUCUUUGAGGAAGAAUAUCUAGCUAGAGUCUUUCAAGAAGAUGGAGCAUUAGCUGACAAGAAUCCAUCUCUCCCUGCUGAACCCUCAAAUGUAACCGAUUCUGAUUCCUGGCUCUUGGCAAGGAGAGAAGCUCUCGUUCUGGAGGGCAAGAAUCGAGUGGAGUCACGUGUUCAGCCUUCGGGAGUUUUAUUUACACAGGAAGAUCCCAUUUUUAGUGCUAUCGAGGUUCCUUAUGUCUCAGAAAUAGUAAAAGACGUUUUCUAUAAUUGGUUUUCCUGCUAGGUAUGUCAAACAGUUCGAGCUCCAAUCUCCUAUUCCGAUGAUAUUAUUGGUUCAGGAGGAGCUAAUAUAAAUUACAUUCGUUGGAGAAGCGGAGCUAUAUUAAUCGUUGAAGAGAGUCUAAAUCCUGGUGAAAUGAUAUUGGUAAUCAAAGGCACAUUUUCUCAAGUAGAAAUUGCUUAUCAACUAAUUCAAGAGUUAGUCAGCACGCAGAAGGAUCCAGUUUCGGUUUCAGGGGGAAAUGCCAGAAUCGACACUGGCAAUGUACCUGUGAACCCUCCUCAGCUGAGCAACCGUCAAGAGACGCUCUCGAGCAGCUACAUGGGCACAGAGACGGGGCCAAACGCAUCCUCUCAGGUCACGGGUCCUUCCCCCAGCCGUCACUGACCGCGCAAACUUAUGGAGCAGUGUAUAGACCAGUUUGUGUAUUGUUCUCGAGGUCUAACUCAUUUCUAGAUCAAUUUAUGUUUAUAGAGGGGGCUCAUUUAUACAAAAGAGGGAAAGACCAAGUGCUAGAAACCAAUGUCUUGAAUGUGUGAUAUAAAUCUAAGUGCCUUUUGUUUUUCCCUUUCAAAUCUCGAUAUGUUUUACUGACGUCUUGAAUGUGUGAUAUAAAUCUAAGUGCCUUUUGUUUUUCCCUUUCAAAUCUCGAUAUGUUUUACUGACAGUGUCAAAUAAGAACAGUUUCAUGUUUUUUUCUUUUCAGUUUCAUGUUUUUCAUUAUUAUACUGUUCGUUUUGUUUUUGUUGAAAACGUAUAUUUUAUUUUUACCUAGAGAGAUAAGUUUUGUCUGGUCUGAAGAGUCUUUUUGCAAAAAUAACCAACGUCUACACAAAUUAUGUUUAUUGCUAUCACGCUUCUUGGUAAAAUGUAAGACUCUAGAUACAACUCAAGAGUCACGAGUUUGGAGAAAAAAGGAAAAGAGGUCGUGAAGUAACAUUUUAAACAGUUGUAAAUUGGCUUGCAGAAAACCAAGCCCAAUGUCUCUCCUAAUUACUAUUGUGACACACAACACACGAAGACUGUCCAUCGCGUGAGGAACAGUGCACAAUCAGCAGAAACAAGGUACACCAAAAAUCAAUCCCCAUGCAAUCAAAUUCUGCACUCUUUCAAAUAUGUUAUAAUUUAUGAUAGAUUGAUCAUGAGUGUGUAUAAAAUAAGUUGUAAAUCAUUUAGUCAAAAACUAUUGACAAAGAAAUAAGAAAAUUUUCAUCUUUUCCAAAUUACUUUCUUUUUCCUUGUCAAUAACCUCAUUCUACUAGGUUUGAAUCGGGUUGAAGGUGCAACAAAAAUGCACCAAACCAAUAAACUACCUGCCAUGUUUUUCUCCAAACCAUUUAUUUUUUCAUUCUAUGUUUUUUUGAAAUAUAUAUUUUAUUUCAUUAGCGGUGUUUUUAUUUUAUUUUUCAUAUUUAAUAUUAAAUAUGAGCACUCCACUAUAUCAUACCAUGUGAUCAUAUGGAUAUGAAUUUGUUGCCUAAGGCUCAUUUGAAUAUUCAUUGAGAUAAUUUAUCGGUGAGCUGCACUUCUAUUUGUGGAUUGGUCUGGACAUUUCGAAAUACCCUAAAUUAAUCAAAAAAUAAAAUAGAAACCAACUUUGAAUCACUGACAACGACAUGCACGCGAAUACAAUAGAAAAAAAAGGUAACGCAAACCGUGUUAAUUAAGAAAACAAAGCAUAUAGAUUGCAAAUUAUAUUCGCUGCACAUGGUAUUUGUAGUUUGUAAUUUGUUGUUUUCUGAGAAAAAGCAAAAUAAAUGGACGAAAACAGCCAUCUGGACGUAACGUACAUGCUCCUUCUCUCCUAUAGCGAAUAAGGGGGAAAUGUUGAUUCUUUCUGUAUACUUUUUAUAGACGUAUGUUUUAGAGUUUUCUUACUUAAUAAAAAUGCAUUAAAUUUUAUUUACCAAUGCAUUAUUUUUCAUAAUUAAUUAUUUUAUAUAAUUUUAACUAAUAGUAUUUUUUAAUAAAAACCAUUAUAAUUUUUAAUUUACAAUUUAUCAUUAGUUAAUUAAUGCAUUGAAAAUAUAAAAAAAUUGUUUAACAUAGUUCCUUUUUAAAAUGGAAGAAGUAUUUAUGAACGAUACGAUUUAUCAUUGGGGAUCAAACCGGAUUAAGAAAGUAUAAUAUAGUCCCCAUAAAAUUACCCAAUCUACUUUAUCUUCUUGACCUCACCACCUCUAAGCCUGAGUAAAUGUUUUUGCAUUAUAUUUCAUUCAAAUGAUUAUGGAUGUCUAACUUGAUAAAAGUAAACAAUAUUUCGUAUUUAUUCUAAAUGUUUCUCGUUGUAGUUACUUCAACUUUUAAUUAGUAUUCUAAGCAAACUCCUCUAUAUGACUAUAGUACUUUAUAUAGAAUUCUCUCUUUUUUUCUUUAUCUCUACAGCCAGAUUUGAUUCUUCUUCUUUGUUCCUAGAUUCUUUUUUAGACCAUAAUUAAUCCGGAUUCUUAUGGUGGAGUUCUUACCUUCGGUUAAAAACCGUUUCUUUGCUUUUAACUAAGAAAAACUAAGAACCGUCUCUUAAAUAAGAGAUAUAAAAGCCGGUUCUUAGCCGAAAAGUGUAAAAAAACAAAAAAAAAAACCAAAAAAAAAAUAAAAAGUAUCAAAUCAUAAGUUAAAAAUCCCAAAUAUUUUAGCAGCUUGUUCAUUGUUGGAAAGAUUGGGCAUGUGCAAGCGUGACAAUUAAAGUAGAUAAUGAUGACUAAAGCACUAGUUGAUGACAUGGGAAUACAUAAAAUGUAGAGGUUAAAGGAUGAAGUAACAAAAAAGAAGGUUGUUUUCCAUAUGAACCAAUAUAUACUACUAUUACUUAUUCAUAUAUAGAGUACUUGUCAUAUGUAUUUUUAAGUGUUUUAACUUUUAACAAACUUCACCGAAAGCUAAAGAGGAAAUAUACUUUCCACGUUGAGAAGUAUACCAUAAUUAGUAUUAAUUUGUAAAUAUUCAUAUCCAUGAUCUAAUUGUGUUCAAUCAACAACGUUAAAAUGUCCAAAGCUUUUGUUGCCGGGAUUAUAAUAGCAAUAUUGUUCUACUAGCGUAGAAGAGCAACCACCAAUCUCAUCAUGAACCUUUCUAGCAAGGCUGACUUCUACAUUUCAUUUCAUUAAACUUUCUCCAUCCCUGAGCUAGUCCUACUCUCAUAAAAAGCAACUUGAAUCCAACGCUACAAUACGACCAGAAUUGUCUUUUCCUUUUUUACUGAUUGAGAGUUCCACCAAUAAAUCUCGUAGUGAGCAAUCUUUUUUUUAUAGAAAUAUACAACUUGACGAAACAACACUAAGUAAAGAAACCAGACGGAGCACGCGUUUAUCAA